AUGGAUCGCCAGACUCGCCUUCUCGAGGCACUGGCGGAUGGCAUACUGCGUCGUCCUAGAGGAGGUCCACCCAACGACUUCCAAAGGAAGCUAGAAGGCUUCCUCAAGCUGAGGCCUCCUACGUUUGACUGUGCUGACGAUGAUCUCAUUGCCGCCGAGGACUGGCUGCGUGAGAUCGAGAAGAAGCUGGACCUCACCACUUGCACAGAUGAGGAGUGUGUGGGAGUCGCCGCUCACCAGCUCACUGGCGCUGCACGCGCAUGGUGGGACAGCUACAGUGACACCCACGAGAACCCCGGGGGCAUAACCUGGGCCGAGUUCACUGAGGCGUUCCGUGAGCAGCAUGUGCCUGAGGGUGUCAUGGACGCCAAGGUGGAGGAGUUCCGCAACAUCUCCCAGGGCACUCAGAAGGUACAAGAGUAUGCCACUCGUUUCACCCGCACCAUGAGGUAUGCUCUAGAUGAGUCCAACACUAAGAAGAAGAAGAUGUACUUCUUCAAGAAGGGUUUGAGUACGCGCCUCAAGGUGGCCCUCUCGGGUCACACCUGCUACACCCUCCGGGAGAUGAUCAACAAGGCCCUGGAGAUGGAGAGGGACCGCCUGGAGGCCGAUGCUCAAUACAAGGAGAAGAAGCGCCGGUCCGAGGGUUCUUCUCGUGGCCCGGCACCCUAG
Messenger RNA from Sorghum bicolor (sorghum), 672 nucleotides. RefSeq lists its product as uncharacterized. NCBI's taxonomy places the organism in Eukaryota, Viridiplantae, Streptophyta, Magnoliopsida, Poales, Poaceae. Bases 1 to 672 code for a protein of 223 amino acids. The record is from RefSeq and is a predicted model, not a curated record. The transcript has a single exon.